This is a messenger RNA of Notodromas monacha, 937 nucleotides long. The record is from the annotation of a GenBank genome assembly. NCBI's taxonomy places the organism in Eukaryota, Metazoa, Arthropoda, Ostracoda, Podocopida, Cyprididae.
UGGUCAUAGUGACGCGGAGAACUGGUCGGAAGAAGAUUGCAAAAAAGCAUUGUAUCAAGGAGAAAUAUUACUUCUGCGAUACCGAUACCAGGAGGCUGUUGAUAAAUUGGAGCUGUGCGUAAAGAACAUGGACCGAAUAUAUGGCGAAGGCAGCGACGCGUUGGGCGAGGCAUAUCUUUGCUAUGGACAGGCUUUGCUGGGGGUGGAGCAGAUGGAUGAAUCUCUUUUUCAAAAAGGCGAAGUGAAUGGAAUGGAAGAAGCAGCAGAGGAAGAAGAUGAUGAUGAUGAAGAUGAGGACGACGAAGAAGAGGGCGAGGGAGAAGCUCAAGAUCAGGAUGAAGACGAAGGGAAAGAAGAAGUCGCUGAUGGAGAGAAAAUCGUGAAUGGAGAUGCUGCUGCCGCUGAGGAGCCCGAAAAAGUCACAAAUGGGGAUUCCACAGAAGAAUCCAAGGAACCGAACGGCGAAGAAGUGACGACUGAUUCUCCUGCUCCCGGUCCCAGUGGUGUCCAAAAUACGGAUGAAGCCGAGGAGCAGAUAACGAAUAUGCAAGUGGCAUGGGAAGUUACGGAAAUGGCUCGGAAUAUAUUUUUGGCUCGGUCUGGGGAUGAUCCUGACAAUUUGAAGAAGCUGGGACGAGCAUAUGCCACGCUCGCCGAAAUAGCGGGGAUUUCUCGCCAAUUCGUUGAGAGCGCUGCCGACUUCCAGAGGGCGUUGGAAAUCCUACAGAAGACGCAGAAUUCAUUGCGGGAACAAGCUGAAAUCUUAUACCUUCGAUCAAAUGCGCUCGUGAGCUGUAAUCGAUUCGAUGAAGCAGUUGAGGCCUUGCGUGGUGCGAUGGAUUUGCUGACGAAGCAUCAAGAUGAUCUCAAAGAGGGUUCCCAUCCUGACCGUACCGAGGAGGAUAUCAAGAAAGGUCCCGACUUUCUAAACAUUUGA